AUGAAGAGGCCAGCAGCAGCAGCAGGCCUCAAGAGGCCAGCUGCCAAGGCAGAGGAAGAGGAUACACCUGAGGGUGCUCACCAGCCACUCACAGCUCAAGCAGUCAAGGACCACAACAAGUUUUGUGAGGAGGCAGCCCAAAUGUCCAGUUCUCAGUUUGAGAAGGCAUUGAGCUGCUUAGAUGAGAAGGCUGCAAUGAGGCCAGCAGCAGCAGCAGGCCUCAAGAGGCCAGCUGCCAAGGCAGAGGAAGAGGAUACACCUGAGGGUGCUCACCAGCCACUCACAGCUCAAGCAGUCAAGGACCACAACAAGUUUUGUGAGGAGGCAGCCCAAAUGUCCAGUUCUCAGUUUGAGAAGGCAUUGAGCUGCUUAGAUGAGAAGGCUGCAAUGAGGUUGUGGAAGGCUUUUGAAAAGCCCAGGAAAAGCUCUGGGGCCCAGGAGGAGUACAAAGCCACCACCAGUGAGUCAGUGGGAAGCCUUGCCAAGAAGCGAAAACUUCUGUUUGGCUGGGUGUGUGAUGGGCAGACCACAGGUGAACACUACAAGGCAAUGGUGGACAAGGUCUCUUUGAAGAAAAGUGAAGGAGUCACCAGCACCUGGCUCACAAAGGCCCAGGCACUGGCACACUGGGGGAAAGAAGAGUUGCAGGAGAGGGUGGCUUCUGGAAGUAUAGUUGCCAGGAAGGAUCCAGCAGAUCCCAAUUACUGGCAGUUCAGGGCCAACACUGAGCAGUCUCAGGUGAAUGUGACCAGGGAACAAGCUUUCACUUUUGAGAAGAAGAACAAGAGCAACCUGAAGGAGCUGGAGCAGGUAAUGAGGAGCAAGGGCUUAGAGAAGCUCACAGAAGCAGACUUCUGUGCCCCAAGUGAAGAGAGUGGUGAAGACAGUGAUGGGCUGCCAGCUGGCCUCUCUAAGGCUUUGGGCACCAAGUCUGACAAGAGCAAGAAGGAGAAGAAGGAGAAAAAAGAGAAGAAAGAAGGCAAGAAGGACACGUGGGAGGAGAUGAGCACUGUGCAGGAGGAAGAUGGCCAAGCACAACUCCUCAACAGGCUGAUGGCUUUCAAGGUGGAGCUCACCAAGGACUUGGCAACCUUGGAUGGCUUGUGCCACUCUAAGGACAUGCCCAAGGCACUCCUGAAGGAUGUUGCCAAGACACAGAAGGAAGGCCAAGAGGUUUUGACCUUGGUGGGGAAGCUCCACAAAGAUAAGGGCAAGAAGAAGGAGGUGGUCCCAGCCUUGCAGAAGGCCUUUGCUGUGCUGAAAAAGCUGAAAGCUAAGAAGCUGCUCGUGUCAAAAGCCUUGAAGGCUUAA
Molecule: messenger RNA, 1311 nt
Organism: Cladocopium goreaui
Lineage: Eukaryota; Dinophyceae; Suessiales; Symbiodiniaceae
Source: the annotation of a GenBank genome assembly